CUCCGUGCACGCUGACAAAUUCAACGAUUAUUUGCAAAAUUAUAUAAUUUGCAAAACCAAUCCGCCCGCGAUGUACUUUGCUGGGAGCUGGCGAGCACAAGGCGUGAUUUCCUCUGCAGGUAGCCCUGUUUGCCGCCAAAGUUUUGCGCGGAUGGUGCCGAUCAGAGGUUGUCUGGGGGUCUCGGCGCCUUUCUUCCGCUUCAACUUUUACAUGUCAUUUCCUGCAAUAUGGUGGUCAAGGCAAAGAGACGAGCGAGCCUCCCGAAAAUAUUCACCCCCGACACCAGCAGACAACUUCUACUCCCGGGCCUGUGACUCGUGAGAGCCGCGGCGCCGCCGGCAGCGGAGCGACCUGGACCCGACAGCCGCCGCCGCCGCCGCCACACAAACAACACACACACUGAGAAAUAGAGGCACUCGUUCGGGUAGAUGCGAGAGGAGGGAAAGGGGAAAAAAAUAAUUGCAGCGGAUUCCCAUCCCGACCACCAACAUUUAAUUUUCCUGAGAUAAAAUGAAUGAAAACCGGCCUUCGAAGCAAAUCAAAGACCAAUUAGACCAAGGACAAAUAGCUGUGAGGGUGAAGAUCGAGAAAGUGUUGCCUGAAGAGGAAGCAAAGUAUGGACAGUGCAUUGCAUCAGAAUAUACCCAGAUAUAUCCUGCAGGAAUGGAACUGGAAAUGGGGAAGGUGAAAGAUGAAGAAGUGACGAUGAAUGAACCCCCUGGACAAUUUGACUACUGGUUUUGUGAGACCUGCCAAGAAUACUUCAUGGAAGAAUGUGCUCUUCAUGGACAUCCAAUAUUUGUUGCUGAUACACCUAUACCUGUAGGUACACCAGAAAGGGCGGCUCUUUCGGUUCCUCCUGGAGUGGCAAUUGUGAAGGAACCUGGAGGGGAGAUUGACGUUCGUUGUUUAGAAUCUAUCAUUUCAAGAGGAAAGAUAUUUGGACCAUAUGAGGGAGAAGUGUGUCAAACUGAUAAAUCCUCGGGGUUUUUCUCAUGGCUGAUACUUGGCAAAAAUAAUACCUAUAAGUCCAUUGAUGGUACAGAUGAGACCAAAGGCAAUUGGAUGAGGUAUGUUGUAAUAUCGAGAGAAGAGAAUGAGCAGAACCUCAUGGCAUUCCAGCACAAGGAGAACAUUUACUUCCGUGUCUGUAGGGAUAUUCACCCUGGAGAGAGGCUGAGAGUCUGGUAUAGUGAUGAAUAUAUGAAACGACUCCAUGCAAGUACACAAGACACUGUAGACAGAAGCCUCACAAUUGCAGCAGCAAAGUGCAAGAAGGCUAGCCUAGGAAGACAUUCCACUGAAAAAUCCACUGGAGAUCCAGGGACCUCCAGAAUACCAGGGAUUCUAAAUAUGGAUGAUUUUGAAAGACUGGAAAAUACCAAUCCCAACAAGGGUGGAAAACGUGACAACAAAGAUGGAGACUGCAGCCCAAGCCCUAAAAAGAAGAAGCUGGAACAAUUGUUUAAAAGCAUCCAUGAUUUGCCAGUUGAUAGUCCAAGAGAAAAGCUUGGUUGUCCAAUUUCUGGUCGGGGUCCAUUUGAACAUGUAUGUUCUAUGAAGCAAACUAGCAAUCUUCUAACUACCUCAUCUCCUGUACCUCAAAGGUCUCAGUUUGUAGCCCGCAGUGGACAGGAACAUGAAAUCAAUAAAUUGAAUACAGCACAAACAAAAUAUCCAUCAUCAAUGGACAAUCAAUUUCCUGUUCGGCAAAGGCUCAGGCAUCACGAAGGAGACACAUUCAACAGGCCAGGAACUUCUUCACAGCAAAGUAUUCUAUCUCAAUCAGGCACCAGAGGUGAAGGAGACUUCAGAUCCCAACAAAAAGUAAAUGAAAAGCAUUUAAAUACUGGUUUUCUCCAAGCAAUGGACUCUGGGUUCCUUCAAAAUACUGAAGAAAACAGCAGUGCUUUGCCACCAGAGAAUUCAGGUGGACAGCACAGGGCUGUGGCUGAAGAAGAUCUUCCAAAAAGCCAGCCCACAUCGUACUGUCCAAAUUGUGUAAUACUACAAGAGAAAAUUCGACAGCUUCAAGAGGAACUAGAUCGACUGAAGUCUAACUUGCCAGCUCAAGAAGGACGGACUCCUGUCCCAGUUGUCAUGGAUGACACAAGUGAGCAGGAGAUGGAUUCAGCUGACGAGUCGAUGUCCAAUGAGAUUCUGGCCACCACAGAAGAAAUAUCGAAAAUAUCGACUGGUGCAGGCCGGAGGAUCAGACGCUUUAAACAUGAGUGGCUGAAAAAGUUCUGGUUCCUGCGCUAUUCACCCACUCUGAAUGAAAUGUGGUGCCAUGUUUGUAGGCAGUACACUGUUCAGUCCUCCAGGACAUCAGCCUUCAUCUUGGGCUCUAAGCAGUUCAAAAUCCACACUAUCAAGUUGCACGCCCAGAGUAAUCUUCAUAAGAAAUGUUUGCAACUUUAUAAACUAAGGAUGCAUCCAGAAAAAACAGAAGAGAUGUGCCGGAACAUGACGCUGUUAUUUAAUGUAGCCUAUCACAUAGCAUUUGAAGGAAGGCAUUUUUCAGAUUUCAGACCAUUGGCUGAACUUCUGAAAAAAUGUGACUUAAAGAUUGUUGAUCAAUACUUGAAUGAGGGAGACUGUCAAACUUUAAUUCACCACAUAGCAAUGUCUUUUCGUGAGGAUCUCCUUGAGAGGCUCAGGGUGUCCCCAUUUAUGAGUGUGAUUUUGGAUGGGCAAACAGAUGACAUGAUUGCUGAUAAUGUUGCCAUCUACAUUCAAUACGUUACCAAUGAGGGGCCAGCUGCUACAGAGUUAUUGUGCCUACAGGAAUUGAGCUCUGCAACAGUGGACGGUUAUACACAGGCACUGGACAGGGCCCUUGGGGGCAUAGGGAUCAAAUGGAAAGAAGAAAAAAUAAUUGUUGGUCUGGGGGUUGAUGGAGCCAAUAUGACAACAGGACUAAGGGCAGGUUUAGCCAUGAAGAUCAAAAAGGCUUUGCCUUGGCUACUCUCUGUCCCAUGUGUGAUACAUAGACCUCACUUGGAAGUAUUGGAUGCUAUUAGUAGCAAAGAACUAACCUGUUUGGAAGAUCUAGAGAAUAACCUGAAACAAUUGCUGAGCUUCUAUCGAUAUUCCCCCAAACUCAUGUGUGAAUUAAGAGCCACUGCUGCAACACUCUGCGAGGAGACAGAAUUCCUGGGUGACAUUCGUGCUGUCAGGUGGAUCAUUGGAGAGCAGAAUAUCUUGAAUGCAUUGAUCAAGGAUUAUUUGGAAGUGAUAGCUCAUCUUAAGGAUGUUAGUGCUCAGACCCAUAAAGCAGAUGCUGCUGCCAUUGCUCUGGGUCUGCUACAAUUCUUGAUGGACUAUCAGUCAGUUAAGCUUAUCUAUUUUUUGUUAGACAUUACUGCUGUUCUUACACGGUUGGCGUUAAUUUUCCAGGGUGAUCACCUUCUCAUUACCCAUGCGGAUGAAAAAAUCGAAGAAGCCAUUGAAGAGAUAAGUAGAUUGGUGGAAUCACCAGGAGAAUAUCUGCAAGAGUUUGAGGAGACCUUUCACGAAAACUUUCAUGGUGUUCCUCUGCAAAAACUAAGAGUGGCAGAAGCCAAGUUUAAUUCAAUAAGAGAGAAGAUUUGCCAAAAAACGCAACUCAUUCUAGCACAAAGGCUGGAUUGCAAUAGCCGUAUCAUUAUUAGAGCAUGUCAAGUGUUUGACAUUACGACGUGGCCCCAAAAUGAGGAAAACCUGAUGAGUCAUGGUGAAGAAGAAAUUAUGCACAUAUAUAAGCACUUUGAAAUAAUUCCAUCUUUUACAAAGGAAAUUGGUCUGGAUGGCAGAGACAUUCGAGGUAGUUUAUUGCAGGAAUGGCGGGAGUUAAAAUCUGAAUGCUACAACAAGAAUGGUUUCAAAGAGUUGAGCUGUCACAUCUUUAAGUAUAAACAAAGAUUCCCAAUACUAAACAGAAUCAUUCAAUUAUUGCUUGUUCUGCCGACUUCAACAGCAGCUUGUGAGAAAAGUCGUGGUGCCUUUUAUCGGAUACGUAACAAUAACAGGUCUCGACUUAGCCUUGACCAACUCAGUGACCUUUUGACUAUUGCUGUUAAUGGAACAUCCAUUGCAAACUUCGAGGCAAAGAGGGCACUGGACUGUUGGUUUGAGGAGAAGUCAGGAAACAGAUAUUCCUUGUCUCCAGAGAUGUUCAACAAAGUUACUUCACUGGACCAGAAAGCAACAUUACAUGGUCUAGACAUGGGAACUAAUUGUCUAACAGAUAUUCAUGAAACCAUAAUGUAAAUGAUCGGUGCUUUUAAAUUGCUUAUAUAUUAGCUUCCCUAUCCAAUGAGAAUAACCCAAAAUAUAUUGAUAUUAUGAAAAUGGUAAUUUGUGACAUAUAGGUACAGAUACCAGACCAGCGAAGUCAAUAAAACUUUGAUAAACCUCACCGACAAACCACUGCUGCCCCAACCUAUAGGAUCCAAUUCCUAGAUUUAUUGUCGCCUUUGGGAAUCAAAUAUUGAAAGUUCAAAUAACCUGAAUGAAAUGGUCUGCUAAAAUGUUGGUACUGUUUUGUCACCAAAAAUAUUGGACUGCAGUUUGCUUUUAGUAAUGCAAAUAUUAGAUAAUAAGCAAAGUUAUUCUAAUUUUUAUUUGAAAACUGUGGUUAUUUAUGCUGCCUAAGAUUGAUACAUGGGUCACCUUGUUCAGUCUUUAACUAACCUCUUAUUUACAUAAACAAUAAAUAAGCAUUAACAAUUACUGAUUCAUGAGAGAGGGGAGGGAAAGAUCAUUAAUUGUUGGAAAUUAAGAUGGAAAUUAAAAUUCAGAUGAAGUGGAAGGGUGGAGAAAACAAAA
Amblyraja radiata (thorny skate) is the source of this 4810-nucleotide messenger RNA. It is a transcript of the gene prdm11, whose product is annotated as PR domain containing 11. The record is from RefSeq and is a predicted model, not a curated record. The transcript has 8 exons. Gene Ontology annotation, molecular function: DNA binding; protein dimerization activity. The coding region runs from base 512 to 4252 and encodes 1246 amino acids. NCBI's taxonomy places the organism in Eukaryota, Metazoa, Chordata, Chondrichthyes, Rajiformes, Rajidae.